This is a messenger RNA of Dermacentor andersoni, 1444 nucleotides long. RefSeq names its product piggyBac transposable element-derived protein 2-like. Gene Ontology annotation, molecular function: sequence-specific DNA binding. The record is from RefSeq and is a predicted model, not a curated record. Lineage: Eukaryota; Metazoa; Arthropoda; Arachnida; Ixodida; Ixodidae.
GCCUAGUGUCCUAUAUGUAGGACACUGAAAUUUUUCAAAUAACUCGAAAAUUUUUUUUUGUCAAAAAGCUAGCGCCCCCUAGGGGGUGUUUCUGAGGCUAUGGCCUUCUCGCGUGCAAGUCUUGGUUAGCGUGGGAGCACAGCUCGCCACGUGCUUGCAGUUUCAAAAUCGGCGUUCCGCGUGAGCUUCGACGAACGCCAUGCCGAGAAAGAAAAUUCAGAAGAUUCCCUGCAGUUCAUUUUACCGCAGAAGAGAUCCGCAAACGCUCAACGACAUUCUAAACCAGAUUGACGCUGGGGAAGAUGUACCGUCUACGGUGGCCAUUCUUCCGCCCGAAAAUCACGCGGCGGCAGUGACAGAUGAAGAAAGCGGUGAUGAAGAAUGCACCAGCAUGGACCAUCUGCCGGGGAGCACUCUUCGUGCUGAAGUUCUGGACACUUGUUCAGAGUCAAGUGAGGACGAGAACGACCAGGAGCCACCAGCUAAGCAACAGAAACGACGUGUCAAGUGGGAUAAACGCGAUUUGAACGCGAGUUUCCCAACUCGCCACUCGUGUGAUUCAGACUCCGCUGAAGGAGCACCGCUAACUCCAGUAGAGGCAUUUGAAAAAUUUUUCGAUGAUGAAGUCAUCAACCUGCUUGUUGCAAACACCAACACCUAUGCACAACAGAAGAAUCGGUUGUUGAACGUGAACGCAGGUGAGAUAAGAUGUUUUCUCGGCAUUCUGCUUCUCAGUGGCUAUGUGCCGGUUCCAAGGCGUCGCAUGUUGUGGGAAAACUCACGUGAUUCUCAUAAUGAUCUCGUCGCGAACUCUAUGAGGCGGGACCGAUUUGAAGCCAUUUUCACCAACCUACAUGUGGCUGACAACAACAACCUAGUACAAGAAGACAAAUUCACAAAACUGCGACCACUGUUUAGGCUCUUGAAUGAACGGUUUCUGUUGUAUGCUCCAUUACUAGACUGCUUCAGCAUUGAUGAAAGCAUGUGCGAGUACUUCGGAAAGCAUGGAUGCAAGCAGUUUAUGAAAGGGAAACCAAUCCGAUUUGGCUAUAAAUUGUGGUGCAUUUGCACCCCAUUGGGCUAUUUGCUUUCUGUUGAGCCCUACCAAGGGAGGUAUGGCGUCAAUGUGGAUGAUAAAAACAAGCUUGGUCUAGGAGGAUCUGUUGUUACAGAAAUGGUGUCCAGGUUGAAAGAAAGGCUUGAUUACUGUUUUCAUGUGUUCUUUGACAACUUCUUUUCAAGUCUCAAAGUUGUUAGAAUGCUUUCGUCAAUGGGUGUCAAGUGCACAGGCACCGUGCGGGAUAACCGAAUAGAAAACUGUCCCAUCCUGACACAGAAAGAAAUGAAAAGCAAGAAUCGAGGCUUCUACGAUUACAAAGUCGACGCUGAAUCUGAAAUUAUUCUAGCCUUUCAAGAGGCUAUCGUGGAGAAGCUGCGCCUCUAG